Molecule: messenger RNA, 1056 nt
Organism: Dendroctonus ponderosae (mountain pine beetle)
Lineage: Eukaryota; Metazoa; Arthropoda; Insecta; Coleoptera; Curculionidae
Product: regulator of microtubule dynamics protein 1
Exons: 5
Coding region: 136-1008 (290 amino acids)
Cellular component (GO): spindle microtubule; cytoplasm; mitotic spindle pole
Molecular function (GO): microtubule binding
Source: RefSeq, a predicted model, not a curated record
CAAAGAGAAUUUAAAGAAAUUUUGACUGACAACACCAAAUAAUAUAACUUGUGGACCUUGUCAAUAUCUGUUCGCAAGUCAUGUUCUAUUAAUUCACCACAAAGCUCUCUAAAUCUGGCUUCUGCAUGGUUGGAAAUGAAACAUUUACAAAAACCCAUCUGCUUCCUACUGGAAAUCAGCCUUAUCGAGUUCGUGAAAGAUAAGCUGCCCUUUUUCGCGAAUCCCGAAGAUAAAAUCGCUAAAUAUUGGGAGUCGCAGUCCAGAACGGAAAUUAUACAAAAAGCUGACAAAAUGUUCAACGAAGGAAAAUACAUGGAUGUUUAUGAAGCCCUAAAUAGAAUGAAAUAUAGCAAAGACUUCGAAGUGGUAUGGAGACUAUCUAGAGCAUUAUAUAACUUAUCACUGCAUACCGACCUAACUUCAGAGAUAAGGAAAGCGAUGAUUGGAGAAGCGCACAAUAUUUUAGAAAGUGUUAACACCAUUGGAAAUGGACAAAGUAAUUACCACAAGUGGAUGGCGGUAAUCUCGAACGCCAAAAAUGGCUUUGAAGGAUUAGAAAUGAAAAUAAAAGAGUAUCCAAACAUCCGCAAUCAUUUAAUUAAGGCGUGCGAUAGUGACCCGCAAGACUUUGCAGUUCAGUACAUGCUAGGCCGAUGGCACUAUGAAAUCGCCAAUCUUACGUGGUUCCAGAGGAAAAUCGCCAAAUACCUCUACACGGAACCGCCAGAUGCCAGCCAUCAGGAAGCGUAUAAAUACUUGAACAAUGCCGAAGAAUUACGGCCUAGAAGCUUUAUACCCAACAUCUAUAUCUUGGGAUGUGCUUGCAUGAAGCUUGGACAGUAUUACCGGGCAAAGUACUACCUAAAUCUGACCCUAGGUAUACCAGCGCACAACGAAUGUGAAAGAUGCUGUGCGUCGGGAGCCCAAAAUCUUUUAAGAAAAUUAGAAAAGUAUGAUUUGGGCAAAGAUUUAUUGUAUGAAAAUCCUCAUUUUAGUUUUGAAAAUUAAAGUUUAAUUUCAUAUUUCCCAGCAGUUAAAUCCAAGUAUUACAGCCGA